AAGUUAGUGGGAAUGAUUCUAGGACAUCUCCAAUCAGGAAACAAACAGUGAGAGGUAGGCAGGCGCAACUGGUGUGCCAGGUUCUCUAACCUGCUGAACUGAAACCCACUCGUUUUGUGGAAAAUGUCUAAAAUGAAGAACCCUCGGACUUUUGAGGAGCAAACAGAAUGCAUCAUGAAUGUUCUACUCACAGACUUUUUGACCCCAACAUUACAGGUUGCUAACCGGAACCUACCGGAGGCAGAUGAACCAUGUUCAGGAGAGGCUUGCUCUUUUGAUGUGUCUAUUAUUGCUGGCCGCCUUCGAAUGCUGGGUGACGAGUUCAAUGGAGAAUUGGAAGCUUCUGCCAAUAAUUUCCUUGCAAAAACCAUUCAAGGACAGGCAGGACCUAUACUCAAGGACACAGUGCAGUCUCUCAGCGAGGCCUGGUGUGCUCAGAACCCCACCCUAGCUUUUGAAAGAGCCUUUCUGGCAGUGUCUGUGAAACUUCUUGAAUAUGUGGUCCAUAAGGCUCCUGAGAUGGCAAGACAGGUGGCUAACUCCAUGACAGACAUGAUCAAUGAGAACACAGCCAUCCGAGAAUUUAUCCAGGGCCAGGGAGGAUGGGAAAACCUGGAGAGCUGAAGAAAUGGGGUUUUCCCCCCAGACUGAACAUCACUUCUCUGAUGUCUGACAAUUAAAACACGCUUUCUUCAACA
Messenger RNA from Peromyscus eremicus (cactus mouse), 698 nucleotides. It is a transcript of the gene Bcl2l15, whose product is annotated as BCL2 like 15. Gene Ontology annotation, cellular component: nucleus; cytosol. Bases 124 to 624 code for a protein of 166 amino acids. The record is from RefSeq and is a predicted model, not a curated record. Gene Ontology annotation, biological process: regulation of apoptotic process. The transcript is spliced from 4 exons. NCBI's taxonomy places the organism in Eukaryota, Metazoa, Chordata, Mammalia, Rodentia, Cricetidae.